CGAUAGCGUCAAUUCUGGCACUUUAUUUUUUUUACCUGCACAUCACAAUAAUAAAGAAAACGAAAAAAGAACCGACAUAAAUUAUCUGGGUGAACUUUAUUUAUAAUUCGAAUGUAGCUUCCAGGCCAUCCAUUCAUCAGCAUGAAGAUAAACGAAAAGAAUUUAUCUGUGUUUGCGAGAACGCCACCGUACGAUAUCGAAGGCUUCUUGAACAAGCGGGGCGAGGUCAACAAAGCAUUUCAACGGCGGUACUUUGUGCUGAAGGGCAAUUUGCUGUUUUAUUUCGAGGCUCGGACGGAUAAAGAGCCCCUAGGCCUGAUUAUCGUGGAGGGAUGCACCAUAGAGCUGUCGAAUGAGGUGGACAACUACUGCUUUGAGAUAGCCUUCAACGGCAAUCGCACCUACAUUCUCGCAGCCGAAGAUCAGGAGCGAAUGGAGACAUGGAUGAAGGCACUGACCUGUGCCGGCUACGAGUACAAACGGAUAAUUGUUGCCGAGCUGCAGAGGCAGCUGCAGGAGAUCGAGGACUCCAAGAACAAGAUGCUCGGGAACGGGGGUGAGAGCUCGCAGAAUGCCAUAACAGGAUCCAAGCCAAGACCUCCGCCCAGGCGCACAAAUCCAUUCAAUCGUCCAGCGCCGCCGCCGCCGCCGUCCGAAAGUGCACUGCGGAGCGGAGUGGUCAUGUCGCCCAUGCCGUUUGUCAAUGGCUACUUUGGCUCCAGCAAUGCGCGACUGCAGCAGGAGCAGCUCAUGAUUAAGCAAGAUGGCAAUGGAAAUGGAAGUCCACAUGGUACGCCCAAGGCGCACCGACGUCCGGCACCACAACCGGCGACCAGUGCCUUCUACAUCGAUCAUCUGAGCUCGGAAACGGCUGGCAGACCUACAGUAUUACCGCGCAACGUCAACAACAACAACAACAACAAUAUUCACAUCGACAGCGCAGAGCAAAAGAGGCGACAGGACAAGGCCAAGGAGGACUUCAACAGAAACCAUGAACAUUUUCGCAGUGAAUUGAUGCCCAGCAUUGUGGCGUAUCGGGCCACCCAAAAGCAGCCCCUCAUACAAUUCUGAUGUUCCGAAUAUUCCCAGAAUGCCAAUUGCAUAAAUUACAUUAUCCGUUUUGUGCUAAAUGAAAAAAUUGAUCACAUCAACAACAAAUGUUUCAUAAUUCCUAAAAUAAAUAAAAUUUGAAAAUU
Drosophila obscura is the source of this 1196-nucleotide messenger RNA. RefSeq names its product sesquipedalian-1 (gene IPIP). Gene Ontology annotation, biological process: receptor recycling; endosome organization; retrograde transport, endosome to Golgi. The transcript has 4 exons. Gene Ontology annotation, cellular component: trans-Golgi network; recycling endosome; early endosome. The coding region runs from base 142 to 1071 and encodes 309 amino acids. NCBI's taxonomy places the organism in Eukaryota, Metazoa, Arthropoda, Insecta, Diptera, Drosophilidae. The record is from RefSeq and is a predicted model, not a curated record.